Messenger RNA from Chara braunii, 1957 nucleotides. The record is from the annotation of a GenBank genome assembly. NCBI's taxonomy places the organism in Eukaryota, Viridiplantae, Streptophyta, Charophyceae, Charales, Characeae.
CCUGAGAGGCUGUCUGCUAUUGACAUAUCCGGGACUGUUAUUCCACAGUCUGAGUUGGACAGACGUUCAUCCGGUGAGAUGUACGGGUAUCAUGUGAAUUGGGUACCCGGUGUCGUUCAUCCUGGCAUCUUUGAAAACAAAGUGACGAUGGCAGCCAGACUGCGUUUAAGCGAGUGGGUACCUAUGGGUUGGAUGCCUUCAGGUGUUGUUGAGCAUUGGCAUUUCAUGGUUGUUCUGGCUCGUGUGUCGUUAUGCAAUGCAAGGGUGGAAAACAAAGCGUUAUUAUGCGAACAUGCAAAGCUGUGUUGGGAUACAUUGAAGGAAGAUGACCGUCAUAUGGUGUUGUGUGGACAUGACGGACGUGAGGAUGAGAACAUGUGGUCAAUGCACGGUGCUGGUGUGGGCACAAACCCUUCAAAUGAUUUUCCUCAUAACCGUCUGAGCCUCCUUCGCCGCAGAUACGGGUGGACAACACUUCUUGGAUGGGUACCCAUUGUAUGUCCCAUGCAUUAUGCCAGCGGGGCAGACCUGUGCAUGAUCUUCAGAAACCCUCUAGGUGUUUCAUUUUUUGUGACGUACUCUGAUGGUUUGCUGCGGCACAUUCAGUACAUGUCAGUGGGGGAUAUGGCAGGGAAUGAUUAUAAUGCGAUCAUUCGAGAACCUGAGUUUGAAGAGACAGCACAACUGACAUGCGAGGUAAACGGACCACCUCAAGACACGGGUGUGGGAUGUGAUCUUGACAAACCAGCUGCAAACACCAGUACGGGAUGUGGUGUUGUAGACAAGAGCACCCCAGCAUGUGGCACGAUGCGCAGCGAUGGUAGCAGGAGGAUGGGGCAAGGAACGAAGCGGAAGGCGACAACCAGAAGAGAGUAUGAGGGGACAACGACGGUUGCAGAGAGAGGGGGCGGAGGAAAUGGAAGUGGGGGGGGGGGAGCAAUAGCUGGAGGAAGAGGGAGAGGAAGGGGGAGGGGGCAGGGUGGAACAACAAUGGAUGGGGAGACAAAACGAAAAAUUGGUGGAAGGCAAGAGGCGCUGAGGCGGAAUCGCCAACCUGGACAGGCAUCUGUGGCAGAAAUGCGCCGCCUGCAACGCAACAUAGACCUUUGCAUCGCUUACAGACCAUUUGUAAGGCUUGUGCGCGAGAUUGUGAACAAAGAAGAGGUUGCAUCAAAUCCAAUGCGGUUCGGGAUGCUUGCAGUUCGAGCACUUCUGGAGGCAGCUGAAGCUUAUCUUGUGCAUCUCAUGGAAAACACGAAUGAGGUUGCAAUCCAUUCGAAGCGGGUCAGGAUCUUGACGAAGGACAUGAGGCUCGUUGACGCAUUGCAAAAACCACUUGUGGAAUGGAUGUGCAACGACGGAGACAUCAACAUGAGUAAAAGAGAGGGAGGCGGUUUGUACGACAGAUCGGCGUUCAAGAAGUUUGUCAGAUCUCAGGCGAAGGAAGCUGAAAUGUUGAAGGUAGAAGGCGAUGACGAAUUGAAGCCCAAUGCAGCGGAGAUAUUGACACUGAGCAAGAUAAACGCUCUGCCUCAAAUAGAUCCUAUUGACUACCAUGAUCUAACAACAAUGGUGGUGGACGGUGUCGAGUAUGUCCUGAUCGACCAGAUUGUCGACUUUAUGAAGAGUGGAGGCGAUUACAAAAAUCUCAUUCACGAGGCAUUGCAUGACGUGACAGAGGAGGCAAUAGCAGCAGCAGAGGUUGUCAAUGUUGAGUGCGCAAAGGAUCACCCACUCGACCUUGUCUCGGGGACUCUAGUAUGUCAGGGGAACACAUUCGAAGUAUUGGAGGAGCUCACUGCGGCAUCGACGGAUGUGGACAGGAGGAGGAAAAUAAUGCAAUGAUGGCAAAUGGUUGUUGCAGAAGAGGACACCUCAACGACGCAUAUGAGAGAUACGACAGUGCAGAGUACAGGUGUCGUGGUAUCUCUAGCGGCAAUGAAGACGGCGUUGACGA